AUGCGGAGAGGCGCUAGGUUCCGGGGUCUUCUCUCCUCCCUCGGGGUGCCGCCAUCGUCAGCCGAUCGGGGGCCGUGUACACCACUGCGGCCGGAGCAGAUGGGCCGGGGACGACCCCGACCCGCACGUGGACCGGGCAGUGGAUCGCACCGACCACCGGAGUGCCCGGCGCGAGCAGCGGGUUCGCUCGCGGGGAGUUAUUCGUCGGAGAAGAGACCGCUGGGGCGACCGGAAAACCCGAUAAAGAUGGUGGGUUGCCGUGGCUGUCUGGCGGGGGAUGAGAAGCCUGCCUCCUUCCUACUCCACCCCUCCCCACCCCACCGCGCACGCCUUCGCCCCUGUGGCCGCCGUGUCGACCCGCCCGCGGUGCGGAUCAUAGCAUCGAUGGUGUUUGUGUGCGUCGCCUCUCCCCGGCGCGAUCGACCGAAACAACCCCCGCUAUGGGCAGUGCGGGAGCGGACGACGGGGAGGCCGGCCCUGCUGGGGUUGGACCCGCUCCCCAGCGCUCCCCCCUCUGAACGACCCCCCGCCGGAUGGGGAAAACCCCGGCGUCUGCGCCCACACCGUCGAGCGGCUCCCCGAACCGACGAUCGAUACUCCAUCCACGGAGGACGGCCAACCUCAACCCACCAGCCGCUGUGGAGGGUAGUGAGUGAUCCGCACGAGAACCCCCUCGGGACGGGUGGAGCUUGGGAUGCCCGGAGAUGUGUCGCGACCACCGAAAACCGGGCCCGCACACUGCCCGGGAUCGUAGGGCCUACACCCCCCCUUCCCCGGGGAUCUCCCGGGGCGGUGACCGCCACUCCCUACAGGGACUGUUCCUCAAGAAUCGCACCUUUCGUGCCGCACCCCCCCCACCUGAUGGUGGGGGUUAUUACAAACAAAAGCCCGAGCCGGUGGAACAGCCCCGGGCAGAGAGCGCUCUCUGUCCGAGCCGGUGGUCGGUGGUUUCUGCUAUCGACACCGGGGGCGGGGCUGCUCGUCGGCCGGGGAGCGUUCGCCCAGCCGCUGCUCGGGGGAGGACCCCGUCGCCCGGGAAGAGCCGCACGACCCAAGCAGCAAGGUCCACGCACGGUUCGGCCGCCGAGCCCGCCAGCCCGGCCAGGAGCACAGGCCAAGGCCAACCGAUCCCUAUCGGUGUCUCUCCCCUUGGGGCGGGGAGUGGUCCAGAGAAAGCGCCGGCUCACGAGCGUGGUCCCGAUACGCCCCCCGAGCACAAGCCAUCAUGCCCGCCCUCUCCCGCCCUUUCCGCCCCACUCCUCCAGUCCGGUCGCUUCCCACUCCCCGCUCUCCCCCGCCCAUCACCCGAAACCACCCGCUCUGCUGCGUGCCGUCCCGGGCGCCGGGGCCUGCUGGUUGACCCGCCGGCACUGUGAGCGAGAGAGAUUGGUGGGUCGUCGGUUGCCUGCCCUCGCCGUGAUCGGGGACAUGGCUCUUUUCGGUGUAUCGAUAUCGGUAUGGCUUGCAGCAGCCGGGACCAGGCUCACUGUCUUCUCCCCGAUCCAGGGGUGGUACGUGCCGACCGAACCGCCGACCGACCACCACCCAUCGGGGGGCAUAGAAUGUGGGUUGUAG
This is a messenger RNA of Selaginella moellendorffii, 1575 nucleotides long. RefSeq lists its product as uncharacterized. The record is from RefSeq and is a predicted model, not a curated record. The coding region runs from base 1 to 1575 and encodes 524 amino acids. Lineage: Eukaryota; Viridiplantae; Streptophyta; Lycopodiopsida; Selaginellales; Selaginellaceae. The transcript has a single exon.